UGCCUGCAGCUCUAACAGGUCGUCGCGGUGCAGCGUAGUAAGUCCACCGAUUUAGAAACGCUGCAAGGAAGAUGAAGGGGACUUUGGUGCUGGUGUUUUGUGUACUUUUUGCAUCAACGUCGGCCCAAUUCACUGACUACUUGGAAUGGAUACAACUCAGUAGCCCAAUUGAACUGCCUGAGUCUGACGAUGGAAUUACUGGUCCCAUCACAAUCGCAACACCAGGGUUUCCUUUCUGGGAUUCAGUGCAAACCCAAGUAUUUAUUGGGACAAAUGGACUGAUAUCAUUUGGAACUGGAUACAACAGCUUUUUCAACCAAGAGUUCCCAGGAAACUUUUUUAUCAACACUCGCUACCUGGUGGCCCCGUUUUGGGACGACAUAGACAUCAGGGGUGGAAACGGGGAAAUUUCCUACCAGAUUUUCCAAACGGGCGACGAGAUCGACACUGUGAACAGUUUCCUGCAAAGUCAAACCAACUACACGUCGUUUGAGGGAACGUGGAUGAUGGUUGUGUUUUGGGAUCAGGUUCACCCCUACCUUGGGAGCUCAAAUUCAGAGGAGAACACCUUUCAAGCUGUUCUGAUAACUGACGGUGUUGACUCGUUUACUGUGUUCACGUACAACUGUGGCCUCAUAGAGUGGGACAAUGGUGGUUCUAACAUUGUUGGUUUCAACGCAGCUGGGCAGGCAUAUGAUAAUGAAGAACCAUCAGGUAUAGAUCUUGCCUGUAUCAACGGAAAUGCAUCAAAUUGGAGCAAUGUCGUGUAUACGCUCUCAAUGACGACUGAAAUCGCUACGGAGCCAGCUCAGCAAUUCACACUGGAUUUUAUCAAUAUUGACACUCCUGAUGAAACUAUGUUUCCUGCAAUGACUGCAGUCAGAAGAUAGUCUUUCCAUACAACUUUCCCUUUGGGGAAUACUACCACUCACAAGUCUAUGUAAACGACAAUGGAAUCUUGUCAAUGCGAAAUCCAUUUCCCAACAAUGACCCCUCCCGUUUCCCAUCCACUUCCCCUGACACCUACUGGGCAUAUUUGGUGGCUCCAUUUUGGUCGGAUGCUGAUCUGAGGGUAGAAGGAACAGUCAUGUGGAAGGUUUACAACCGAUCUGAUACAGAUUUCAGUCCAGUUGAUAACGUAGUUUCGAGUGACCAAAACACUUCGUAUGUUGGGUCUUGGAUGUUGGUCGUCCAUUGGGAUGGCAUUCACCCAUUCCCACACGGUGAUGAUCCAACAGCUAGCUACAACCAAAAAAGAAACAGCUUUCAAGCAGUAUUGACUACAGAUGGUACCAAGUCCUACGCCGUGUUUACGUACAAGUGUUCUUCGAUGGAGUGGGCCAACCAACCUACCAUUGGUACCAAUGCUGGAGGGACCACAUACAAUAAUAGCGAUCUGACAGGAGAAAACUAUGCAUUUAAAAUUGGAUGUGUACACACAGGACUACCAAAUGACACAAACAACGUCGUCUAUGACCUCGUUCCUAAUCCAGAUAAUCUAAUGAGCAGUCAGGCAAACCCACCAUACCACCCCACUAUAGGAUCGUGUGCUGCUGGCAACUACACGACUUGCUGCACUUCUGGUUCCUGCUUGGGAGAGCCACAAAGUUGCUACUGUGAUGCUUCCUGUUUUAAUGAUGGGACAUGCUGUUAUGAUGCUGUUGACAUUUGUCCACUCGAUCUACUGAUGAAUGACUAUCUACUUGUUGCCGAGCGUGAGUCACUGGAUCACAUUUCCUACAAUGGCACCAAUUUUGAGAAAAUCAGAACUCUCUUCAAUGGUGCCGCAGUUGGCAUUGACUACCACUUCGAAAACAACGAUGUUUUCUGGUCUGAUGUUAGCUCUGAUGCUAUAAAUCGUGCUGCACUUGACGGUACCGGAGCAUCCUACACUCUUGUCUCGUCAUACAUCUCGGCAGUUGAUGACAUUGCAGUCGAUUGGGUAGCUGACAAUAUCUACUGGAUAGAUGCAAUAUGGGCAAGAAUUGAGGUAGCUAACCUGAAUGGAAAGUUUCGAGCAGAAAUCGUCAGAGUUGGGCCCAAUACUAAUCCGAGAGGGAUAGCUGUGGACCCUGAGAGAAGGUUCAUGUUUUGGACUGAUUGGGGGUCAGACCCUAAGAUUGAGAGGGCUGACAUGGAUGGAGAAAAUAGGAUGAGUAUUGUGACUGUUGAUCUGCUGCAGCCAUUUGGAAUAACAGUUGACUAUGACAGCCUGAGAAUAUACUGGUGUGACUCUGGAUCCAACAGCAUACAAUACGCCAGUCUUGAUGGAAAUGGGAGAAAUGUGCUCCUCACGCAAGAUACUGAUGGUCUUGUGGGAGUUUUCUCACUCACUGUCUCUGGGAGUUCGCUCUUCUGGGCGAAUUCGGAGACAAAUGCAGUCUAUGUCACUCACAAAACUCGCGGAAAUGAAGAGUCAGGCACCGAUACCACCAUAGUCUACGAUAACUUUGAGUACACAAUUGGUGGAAUUGAGGCUGUUUCUUCAGGUCGUCAGGGAGAUGUAAUUAAUCCAUGUGAUGGCAGUACCUGCGAAGAGCUCUGCCUUCUGUCUACAAAUUCACUUGGGUACAAGUGUGUCAGUGCUGACAACACACCUCAAGUAACACCUGAAGCAGGGUAUUGUGCUGAUGCUAACUACAGCGAGUGCUGCACCCACGGCCAAUGCGCAGGGUAUCCUGCGACGUGCUUCUGUGACGACAAUUGCUACGACCGAGGCGACUGCUGCAGUGAUGUAAAUGUGACAUGCUCUGAAGGUUGGCUAAUGCACGAGACUUCUGUGGUUAAAUUACACCGAUUUCCAUCCACAUCCAGUGCCUCCAAGGACUCCGGUAGAUGUGAGAGUAGCUAACGUAAUGUCUACAACUGUGACAAUAUCGUGGACAAUCCCCGCGAUCCUGUACGGUGAAGAAGAGUACUAUGUGGAGUAUGGACUGGAAAGUGAUGUGCUAGAUCAAAGAAGUGCUUCUCAGUUCAGUGGAAGUGAUACGGACAUCACAGAUGUCAUUUAUACUAUCAUGCUUCAAAAUCUACACCCAUAUUACACGUACUACUUUGUAGUUACUUCAGAAAACACAGUUGCUCCAAAAAGCACCAACGUUUUCAUGUUUACAACCCUGGAAGCAGCACCGAGUGGAGCUCCACUAAACUUCAUGUUCGCUGUGGCUGAUUAACACCGUUCUUACAUUGUCCUGGGAACCGCCGGCCGAAGACAUGCAAAACGGAGACAUUAUUGGAUACACACUCAGUUGCUCUAACAGUGAUGGUGCAUCCCUUAACGUGACAGUCGACAGUCCGCGAAACAUUUCACUUGGAGUUUUCAGUGCUCUCGACGUGUCCUGUGAUAUCUACGCUUCUACAGCAAUUGGAGCUGGUCCAGUGGCAACAUCAAGUGUAACAGUGCCUGAACCAAGCGGGCCUCAGGCAUACCUUCCAUUUAUUCCACUUGAUAUCCUGGGGAGUCCGGACAUUGUGCAAUUCCCUGAAACAGACGAUGGAACCUCAGCUGCCAUCCCACUUGCCCCUGCUGGUCUACCAUUUGGGACUUCCAAUCAAACCAUUGCCUAUGUCGGUUCAAAUGGCUUGCUUUCAUUUGGAGCGGCUUACAAUUUCUUCGGCAAUCAGGCAUUCUCUUCGACAAACACUCGUUACUUGGUUGCUCCAUUUUGGGAUGAUGUUGAUAUCAGGAGUGACAGUGGAGAUAUAUUCUAUCAGACACUUGAUUCUGGACUGUUUUUCGAGAGUGUGAAUGACUACAUUAACUAUGUGAGGCCAACAGAGUUCAGGGCUACAUGGAUGCUGGUAGCUUAUUGGGUUGCGGUCAAUCCCUCCCAGGAGCUUCAAGCUCACAGGAAAACACGUUUCAAGCUAUUGUGGCCACAGAUAGUACAUCCACCUACACCAUAUUCACCUACAAGUGUGGCCUUAUGGAGUGGGGCUCUUUCGGAACCAUUGGCUUCACAGCUGCCAGCAAUCCCUUUUACAACAACGACCCUUCAUCCAAUGAAAUUGCAUGCGCUAAUACACCAGAGUCAGAUUGGAACAAUGUGGUCUAUCUGCUAAGUGACAACAACCCUGAGAUACCACCACCAAGCGAUUUGCAGUUUGUGGAUAUAACAAAUUCGUCUGCUAGGGUUGUAUGGACAAUACCCUUUGUCUCUGUGGAGCAGAGCUACACAGUUUUGUAUGGAUACUCUGCAGACACAAUCAAUAUGACUGCUGGUACAGUCCAGGGCAACAAUCUUACGAACCAGACCUAUACGUUGGAGAUUACCGAACUCGAACAAGCCACUACUUACUACGUCCAAGUAUUGUCAACAUUCGACAUCUACACCCUCUACAGUGACGUAGUACAAUUCACGACCAGAGAGAGUCCACCUAAUGGAGCGCCCAUGAAUUUCAUCGGUGUUGCUGACGGUCUCGGCAUCACGUUCACAUGGAAUGCACCCCCUGGAGGGCUGCUAAUAGAUUCAUACACCCUUACUUGCAUGUAUGGGGGCAGUUCCACACCCACCCAAGU
Molecule: messenger RNA, 4519 nt
Organism: Geodia barretti
Lineage: Eukaryota; Metazoa; Porifera; Demospongiae; Tetractinellida; Geodiidae
Source: the annotation of a GenBank genome assembly